This is a messenger RNA of Gastrolobium bilobum, 600 nucleotides long. Its product is annotated as tubulin alpha-2 chain-like. The transcript has 2 exons. Lineage: Eukaryota; Viridiplantae; Streptophyta; Magnoliopsida; Fabales; Fabaceae. Gene Ontology annotation, biological process: mitotic cell cycle; microtubule cytoskeleton organization. Gene Ontology annotation, molecular function: GTP binding; structural constituent of cytoskeleton. Bases 1 to 600 code for a protein of 199 amino acids. The record is from RefSeq and is a predicted model, not a curated record. Gene Ontology annotation, cellular component: microtubule; cytoplasm.
AUGCAAGUACAGGUCAGGAAGCAAGACGCCGCCAACAACUUCGCCAGAGGACAUUACACCGUCGGCAAGGAGAUCGUAGAUCUGUGCUUAGAUCGUGUCAGAAAGUUAGCUGAUAACUGCACAGGCUUGCAAGGGUUUCUUGUCUUCAGCGUCGUCGGUGGCGGCACUGGCUCUAGUCUCGGCUCACUCUUGUUGGAACGCUUAUCCGUCGAUUACGGCAAGAAAUCGAAGCUCGAUUUCACCAUUUACCCUUCGCCACAGGUUUCAACGGCGGUUGUUGAGCCAUAUAACAGUGUUCUCUCCACUCAUUCGCUGCUUGAGCACACCGAUGUGGCUGUGCUCUUGGACAAUGAAGCGAUCUAUGAUAUUUGUAGGAGGUCGCUUGAUAUUGAGAGGCCUACUUAUACCAAUUUGAAUAGGUUGAUUUCUCAUAUCAUUUCAUCUUUGACAACCUCGUUGAGGUUUGAUGGUGCUAUUAAUGUUGAUAUUACUGAGUUCCAGACUAAUCUUGUGCCUUAUCCUCGAAUUCAUUUCAUGCUUUACUCUUAUGCACCUGUUAUCUCUGCUGCCAAGGCAUACCAUGACCUGAGAUGUCAAUGA